AUGACUCAAACUCGAACUCUUGCAGAUCACAACUACCAAAACGCGUUCUAUGCCAAAGGUGGAAGCCAUCACUUUCCGAUUGAAACGAGACCAAAAGUUUCUCCUUCUAUGAUGCGUGAAACCCCACAUAGUAUUUAUACUAAGACAAAAAGCGCAUCCUUAUCUUCGCAGUUUCCAUUCAAUCAAUGCUCUGACACAAGUCUUCGAGAAACAAAAAAGUCUGUGGAAUUCGGUGUCAGGUAUGCUGUGCGCCAAUACUUCAAUUUUGAGUUUCAAAAGUUCCAUUACAACGAAAACAGCUUGUUUCGGACAGAUACUUCAUGGGACCGCAAACCAGCUUGGCCCCAGUACUAUUGGGAAUUUGUACCCAAAACACUUUCAAGCUCCAAAAACCGUCAGAUACUUUUGCAACUGCCGCCAAUUUUGGUCCCUAAAGGAGAACCCAACAGGGAAAUGCUUAUAUCGCUUUUGAAAAAAGUGUUGAACAUUUGCAUUCAGAAGAAAAUGAACUUAUCUCAGAGCAAUAUGGACGAUGUGAUGGUGCAGCAGGCGUUACAUUAUGCUACAAAUAUGUUUCUACAAAAUUUCAAAUCUUCGUCCACCAGAGAACUCUGCAACGACAUCAUACGCGAUAAGCUUUCAGGGGAGUUGAAUGAAGCACUUUCGGACCUAGUUGGUGACUUCUUGGAUAAGUAUGAAGAUAUUGCACUAGAGUCAUACGAAGACGUAAUCACUGACGGCGUCACAGAUCCUGAGAGCAGACAAAAAUCAGCCACGGUGGAAAACCCAUGUUUUACAUCCAGUUUCAAAAACAUAUGGAAACUCGAUCCAUCAAACUUUUUAGAUUUCAAUGUUCGUGUUUUCAUCGAAGAGUACACUGGAGUCGAGAGCCGGCCAUUUUCUUUCAACUCCUUUCGAGAAAACUUUACAGUGAAGUUAGGAGAGGUUGCAUUAAUGAUGAAUAUUCUGAAAGCGACGGUUAACUACCGCAGUGAACUUCUCGCGCUGAAGGAUCCACCAGCAGAAGUGCUGGAUGAGAACAUAGAUAAAAUGGAAGAAUUUGGAGAUCUUCAGCGGACCUUACUGUAUCUAAUGGAGAAAGCGGAGCAAAAAACACAAAUCAAGAGAAAGAGCAAAAGCUUACGUUUUGCAGAGCUUCCCACUAUAUAG
This is a messenger RNA of Clavispora lusitaniae ATCC 42720, 1170 nucleotides long. RefSeq lists its product as uncharacterized. The record is from RefSeq and is a predicted model, not a curated record. Lineage: Eukaryota; Fungi; Ascomycota; Pichiomycetes; Serinales; Metschnikowiaceae.